This is a messenger RNA of Cariama cristata (Red-legged seriema), 1727 nucleotides long. RefSeq names its product TBC1 domain family, member 22B (gene TBC1D22B). The coding region runs from base 93 to 1469 and encodes 458 amino acids. Lineage: Eukaryota; Metazoa; Chordata; Aves; Cariamiformes; Cariamidae. The record is from RefSeq and is a predicted model, not a curated record. The transcript has 13 exons. Gene Ontology annotation, biological process: activation of GTPase activity. Gene Ontology annotation, molecular function: GTPase activator activity.
UUCAGCCUGUCUAUGGAGCACAGCAUCCUCCACUGGAUCCCCGGCUCACCAAAAACUUCAUCAAGGACCGCUCCAAGGCCAACGCGCUGCCUAUGAAAAGCAAGAAGGCCUCCAGCUUUCAUGAGUUUGCCCGCAACACCAGUGAUGCCUGGGACAUCGGUGAUGACGAAGAUGAGGACUUCUCUUCUUCCUCUUCUUCUUUGCAAACUCUGAACUCUAAAGUGGCCAAGGCCACGGCAGCCCAGGUUCUGGAGAACCACAGCAAGCUGCGGGCAAAACCCGAGCGGGCCCAGUCUGCUCUCAGUGACAUGCCCACCAACUGCAAGGUCAUCAAGUCCAGCAGCGAGGCCCAGCUCUCCAGGACAUCUGAGGACGCCUGUGUGCGGACCCCCCUUCAGAAGCAGCAGUCCCUUCCCCUUCGGCCCGUCAUUCCCCUUGUCGCCCGAAUCUCUGACCAAAAUGCUUCGGGUGCUCCCCCCAUGACGGUGAGGGAGAAAACCCGCCUGGAGAAGUUUCGGCAGCUCCUUUCCCGCCACAACACGGACCUGGAUGAGCUGAGGAAAUGCAGCUGGCCUGGUGUGCCCAGAGAGGUCCGGCCCGUGACGUGGCGUCUCCUCUCAGGUUAUCUUCCCGCAAACAUGGAGCGACGAAAGCUGACUUUGCAGCGUAAGCGGGAGGAGUACUUUGGCUUCAUCCAGCAGUAUUAUGAUUCCCGGAAUGAGGAGCACCACCAAGACACCUACCGACAGAUCCACAUCGACAUUCCAAGGACCAACCCACUCAUCCCCCUCUUCCAGCAGCCGCUUGUCCAGGAGAUCUUUGAAAGAAUCCUGUUUAUCUGGGCCAUUCGACACCCAGCCAGCGGCUAUGUACAGGGCAUCAAUGACCUGGUCACUCCGUUCUUUGUUGUGUUCCUCUCUGAGUAUGUUGAGGCAGAGGACGUGGAGAACUUCGAUGUGACGAACCUGUCGCAGGAUGUUUUACGGAGCAUCGAAGCUGACAGCUUCUGGUGCAUGAGCAAGCUGCUGGAUGGGAUACAGGAUAACUACACGUUUGCACAGCCGGGGAUCCAGAAGAAAGUCAAAGCCCUGGAGGAGCUCGUCAGCCGGAUCGAUGAGCAGGUACAUAAUCACUUUAGGAAGUACGAGGUCGAAUAUCUGCAGUUUGCCUUUCGCUGGAUGAACAAUCUGCUUAUGAGGGAGCUGCCUCUUCGCUGUACCAUCCGCCUCUGGGAUACCUACCAGUCGGAGCCAGAAGGAUUCUCGCAUUUCCACCUGUACGUCUGCGCCGCCUUCUUGAUCAAGUGGCGAAAGGAGAUCCUAGAUGAGGAAGACUUCCAAGGCCUUCUGAUGUUGUUACAAAACCUGCCCACGAUACACUGGGGUAACGAAGAAAUAGGACUCCUGCUCGCUGAAGCCUACAGACUCAAGUACAUGUUUGCAGAUGCCCCCAAUCAUUACCGCCGAUAGGUGCCAGGACUUGACUCCCUCCUCUGCCCCGUGCCCACCCCCUCGUCCUGGCCUGAUCUGAUCACUGUGGCAUUUUUGUCGUCCCAAGUCCUCGGACACUCCGGCCGGGAGCUGCUCCUCGCUGUACAAAGCUCACAUCGACUCUUGUCUUAACUCUUAACGUGUGCCUGUCUGCCACUCCACGCGCCUGGAUGUGCCACUCCAACGACCGUCAGUAUUUCACGCCGUGCAGGUAGCUCGAGCCAGGGAGAGAGGCUU